AGGUAGACAAAGACGUGGUCACUCCAUUUGCCCCUCAUUGCCUCUCGUACCAUAUCCACAGCUUUUUCUCCAUCUGCACUCCCCUCUCAAAAAUAAAGCUUUUGAUUUUAUAUACUUCAUCACCAUCAAAGGGAAGAGAGCAAAACAAACAAACAAAUUAAAUUCCAGUCCAAGAAGCAGCUGUAAUGGCUCAAACAAUGUUGUUCAUGUCUGGCGUUUCAACUAGGCAUGUUGUUGACCUGAAGAGAGACCCUUUACUUCAAUUCCAAGUUGACAGACUAAGGCCUAAGCCGUUCUCUUCUCUAUUAUUCUCUCCACUCCCUACCAACUCUUCUUCUUUUGCUCCUUCUAAAACAUUCACUACCUUUGCUCUUUUCAAGUCUAAAGCCAAGGCAGCUCCUAAGAAGACUGUUGUAAAACCCAAGCAAAAGGUUGAAGAUGGUGUUUUUGGUACCUCUGGUGGAAUUGGUUUCACCAAGCAGAAUGAGCUCUUUGUUGGACGUGUUGCUAUGCUUGGCUUUGCCGCAUCCCUAUUGGGUGAAGGAUUAACAGGAAAAGGAAUUCUAGCUCAGUUGAAUUUAGAAACUGGAAUUCCCAUUUAUGAAGCAGAACCACUUCUUCUCUUCUUCAUUCUUUUCACCCUUCUUGGAGCCAUUGGAGCAUUAGGUGACCGUGGCAAAUUCGUCGACGACCCACCAACCGGCAUUGAAGGUGCAGUCAUCCCACCUGGAAAAGGUUUCAGGGCAGCAUUGGGUCUUAAAGAAGGAGGUCCUCUAUUUGGAUUUACAAAGUCGAAUGAGCUCUUUGUAGGAAGAUUGGCUCAGCUAGGAAUUGCUUUCUCUUUAAUUGGAGAAAUCAUAACAGGGAAAGGAGCUCUAGCACAACUCAACAUCGAAACUGGAAUUCCCGUCAAUGAGAUCGAACCCCUUGUUUUGUUCAAUGUUAUCUUCUUCUUCUUUGCUGCUUUGAAUCCUGGCACUGGAAAAUUUGUUACUGAUGAAGAGGAUGAGUAGGUGAUCUAGCUGUGCUUUGUACUUUUAUCCAAGAAAAUACUUUCUUGUUUCUGUU
Messenger RNA from Ricinus communis (castor bean), 1068 nucleotides. RefSeq names its product photosystem II 22 kDa protein, chloroplastic. The record is from RefSeq and is a predicted model, not a curated record. Bases 186 to 1013 code for a protein of 275 amino acids. The transcript is spliced from 4 exons. Lineage: Eukaryota; Viridiplantae; Streptophyta; Magnoliopsida; Malpighiales; Euphorbiaceae.